CCUGCUGCCCUCAGCGCAAGCCUCCUAUCCGAAAAAGGGGCCGCAGGGAUUUCCUCGUCCUCCCCGACUGGCCGCGCCCCCAACAGCGCAGCGCCCUCCGGGCCCGCUGGAGGUGAGGGAGGUGCUGCCUGCCCGUCCCUCUGUCUUCUCCUCCCCCUGGUGCUCCCCACCCUCCACUCUCCUCCCUCCUUCUGUCGACUCCUCCUGCCGCUGCUGCUGCUUUGGCUGCUGCGUCAUACGCCCCAGAGCCGCCAGGACGGAGGGGCUGGGCCCGGGGACCCCCUGGCCUCCGCCUGCACACCCCCCGGCGCUCACAUUCAGUUUUCCCGCACCGGAGACUCAUCCAGGUCUCUUGAGUCUGACCCUACCUGGCUUCCAGCUGCCCCAGCUGUCAACGACUCUAACCUCCUAUCUUGGAAUAGGCCCCCCCAGGAUGCAAUGGCGCAGCUCCCCCGGCUGAGCCGUUUGGGUGCCCCCUCUCUUUGGGAUCCGGCUUCCCCUGCUCCCACCUCAGGCCCCAGACCUCGGCUUUGGGAAGGCCAAGAUGUGCUGGCCAGAUGGACUGAUGGGCUGCUGUACUUGGGUACCAUCAAAAAGGUGGACAGUGCUCGAGAGGUGUGUCUGGUCCAGUUUGAGGACGAUUCCCAGUUUCUGGUUCUAUGGAAGGAUAUCAGCCCAGCUGCCCUCCCUGGGGAGGAGCUGCUCUGUUGUGUGUGUCGCUCUGAGACCGUGGUCCCUGGGAACCGGCUGGUCAGCUGUGAGAAGUGUCGCCACGCUUAUCACCAGGACUGUCACGUUCCCAGGGCCCCGGCCCCUGGAGAAGGCGAGGGCACAUCCUGGGUGUGCCGCCAGUGUGUCUUUGCGAUCGCCACUAAGAGGGGAGGCGCACUGAAGAAGGGUCCCUAUGCCCGGGCCAUGCUGGGCAUGAAGCUCUCCCUGCCAUACGGACUGAAGGGGCUGGAUUGGGAUGCUGGACAUCUGAGCAACAGACAGCAGAGCUACUGCUACUGUGGAGGCCCUGGGGAGUGGAACCUGAAAAUGCUGCAGUGCCGGAGCUGCCUCCAGUGGUUCCAUGAGGCCUGCACCCAGUGUCUGAGCAAGCCCCUCCUCUAUGGAGACAGAUUCUAUGAAUUUGAGUGCUGUGUGUGCCGGGGCGGCCCUGAGAAGGUCCGGAGGUUACAGCUUCGCUGGGUGGAUGUGGCCCAUCUUGUCCUCUACCAUCUCAGCGUUUGCUGUAAGAAGAAAUAUUUUGAUUUUGACCGGGAGAUCCUCCCCUUCACCUCUGAGAACUGGGACAGUCUGCUCCUGGGGGAGCUCUCAGACACUCCCAAGGGAGAGCGCUCUUCCCAGCUCCUUUCUGCUCUUAACAGCCACAAGGACCGUUUCAUUUCAGGGAGGGAGAUUAAAAAGAGGAAAUGUCUUUUUGGCCUCCAUGCUCGGGCCCCUCCUCCUGUGGAGCUUCUCACUGGAGAUGGAGCCCCCACCAGGUCACUGGUCCAGGGGGGAUGGGGAAAAUUCUCAAGGAUCUGUUUGGAGGAUGCAUGGCAGGGCCCUGGGGGAGGGGUCUCACGUCCCCUGGGGAAACGACGGAGGUCCGAGCCAGAACCCUUGAGGAGGAGGCAGAAGGGGAAAGUGGAGGAACUGGGGCCACCCACAGCAGCGCACAGUCGGCAUGGGUCCCGGGAGCAGAGGGCCCUGCAGGCCUCGGUGUCUCCACCACCCCCCAGCCCUAACCAGAGCUACGAGGGCAGCAGCGGCUACAACUUCCGGCCCACAGACGCCCGCUGUCUGCCCAGCAGCCCCAUCCGGAUGUUUGCCUCCUUCCACCCUUCUGCCAGCACUGCAGGGACCUCUGGGGACAGUGAACCCCCAGACAGGUCACCUCUGGGGCUUCACAUUGGCUUCCCCACAGACACCCCCAAAAGUUCACCCCACUCAGUGACGGCCUCAUCUUCCUCGGUCCUAGCCCUGACCCCAGGCCUUUCCAGACAUUCACUACCCCCUUCUCCCUUGUGCCGUAGUCUGUCUCCGGGGACUGGGGGAGGAGUCCGAGGUGGGGUUAGCUACCUGUCCCGAGGGGACCCUGUCAGGGUUCUUGCUCGAAGAGUGCGGCCUGACGGCUCUGUGCAGUACCUAGUUGAGUGGGGAGGAGGGGGCAUCUUCUGACCGCCCGCUUCUGCUCCCCUCCCCAUUCACACACUGGCACUUUCAUGCCCUGACCUCUGACCUCACCUACAGCUGGGAUGUACCUGGAGAGACAGGGAGUGGUUCUCCCUCCUGCCCAGGCUGGAAUCCAGGGGGAGUGAAGAGGUCCUCUUCUCUGCCCCUCAUGACUCCUCCCCCGCAUUUCCUUUGAUGUUAUUUUGUUACAGCUUUUGAGAUAUUUUUUAAGACUAUUUAACCCCUGGGAUUAGAGAUGGGGGGUGGGCGGUCCAGGAUUCCAGACUGUAUGACUGUAAUAAAGAUAAAUAAACCUAGCAGGCAUGAGUCGUUUUGAAAGAUGGACAGAGGCGCUCUCGAUCUUCCCAACCACAUCCAUGUCACAAGAGAAAAAGGCAUCAGGAGCAGGAUUUAUUGGGGGCUCGGUCAUCACAUGGAAGCCAGGGGCAUUAAACAGA
Mus pahari (shrew mouse) is the source of this 2618-nucleotide messenger RNA. RefSeq names its product PHD finger protein 1 (gene Phf1). The record is from RefSeq and is a predicted model, not a curated record. Gene Ontology annotation, cellular component: nucleus. Gene Ontology annotation, biological process: regulation of DNA-templated transcription; chromatin organization. The coding region runs from base 439 to 2166 and encodes 575 amino acids. Lineage: Eukaryota; Metazoa; Chordata; Mammalia; Rodentia; Muridae. Gene Ontology annotation, molecular function: DNA binding; chromatin binding. The transcript has 15 exons.